Schistosoma margrebowiei is the source of this 1754-nucleotide messenger RNA. Lineage: Eukaryota; Metazoa; Platyhelminthes; Trematoda; Strigeidida; Schistosomatidae. The record is from the annotation of a GenBank genome assembly.
GCAUAAGGGAUGUAACAGAAAUAGUUCGAUUUCUCAACCACCUCCAUAUAUAGUCUUUCGAUUUUUAACGUCUAUAGAAUAAUUUUAUGAUUCUUAACCUCACUUUGUGUGACCACAUUUAUUCAGUUUCAUCAACAAACUAUUCUUAAUUGGAUUCCUAUGAAAAAGAAUGACAAGAAACUGGCUGUUUUGAAACAGAAAAAAGAGAAUGAACUGUUAGCCAUGGAAACAAAGGAGAUUGAAGAGAGACUGAAGCUUCUUAAAUCAACUCUUUAUUCAGAACUAACCAAGACAAAUAAACUCAAUUCUUCUGUACCGAUUUGGGAAGGUAGUUGUCCAACUUCUUCAACCGAAAAACAUAAAAGAGAUGCACUAGUUGACAUUAGUGGACUUAAAUUCAAACCUUUGAAGCACAGUCCAACUUCUGAAAUCAAAAGCCCAGAUAGAUAUGGUAGUUUCAUCCGAAAAAUAAGUGAAGGCAUGAAACUUACUUCCGUAAAUCCUGUCAAUGCUAAUCAGUCAAUGUGUGGACAAUGUGAAGACAAAAACGCUGUUGUCUUGUGUCAGGAAUGCAGUGAAUACUACUGCGCUAAAUGUUUUGCAAUGUUUCAUUUGAAAGGAGCACUUAGACGUCACCAUUCGUUGCCUGUUUCGACUUGUAGCUCGAGGUCUGAGUUACGUCCUUGUAAAGAAACUGAUGGUAUUAACAAAACACAAGGAUUCAAAGAGUUGAUUACUAAAGGAUGUCAAAGUUCUCUUAGUAUUGAGACCAAAUCAAAUUCAGCUUUACAAACUCAAGCAAUAAAUGAUCCUGACCAAUAUAAUCCCUCUACUAAAACACCACUAACAACAAAACAAUCUUCAGCCGCAGUCAGUCAUAUAACCUCAACACUAUGUAAAACAUCUGCUCCAGUUGAAAUAUAUUUCACGCCAAGUAUAACUUACGCAGAAAAAUUAUUGCUUCGUUUGCAUCGGAAUUCUAAGCUUCAGCAAUCAAUAAGACAAGACAGCGUAAAUAGUCAAAAAGUAUCUGAAGGGACUUUUUUGCCAAAUUUAAGUAUUGAACAAGAGAAAAAACAGGAAGAAGUUAUGGAGAAUUCCACAUUAAAUAGGAAUUCAUUUGAUGAAUUACAUAAAUUGGCUACAACGCGAAUGCGAUUGAGCAAUAAUAAUCCACAUGUUUUCUCGCAUUCUAAAUUAGACUCAGAAAAGCCUAUUAUUCAAACUGAUAAAAUGAUGUAUCCAAUUACUCAUGAAUCGAAUGAAAAUUACUCAAGUAUACCCUUUUUUGAUGAAUCAUUGUGUAGUUUGACUAAACAAAAAGAAAAUACUGACCAAAUUCACAAUGGACAAUGUUCACAGAUUAUUGAUGAAGAUGAUCUUAUCAAAGAAAUUCAUGAGCAUAAUAAAAUUAUAGGUUCACUAAAUAAUAAACAAAAUAUAUGGCGCCCAGUGCAGUCAUUAAUUAAUCCUGAUUCUAAUAUAAUACAUCAAAUCAAUAAAACAAUUAUACGAAACUUGAAUUUGGUUUUAGAUGAACAAUCGCUGAACAACAUCAACCUACGAGACAGCUUUUUGGACGAUUCAAGAAUGAAGUAAAAUAAUUCGCAAACAUCAGCAUAAUUCAAAGUCAGUGGUAUAUUGUAAACUAAAUAGACAACUUUUAUUUUCUUCCUAUGUAAAAGAAAGCAGUUUAUUCGGGUUUCAUCAAUAAAUUGUUUUUUAUUUAUUCUACUUGAUUUCUUAUUUUUGAC